This is a messenger RNA of Psilocybe cubensis, 8232 nucleotides long. RefSeq lists its product as uncharacterized. NCBI's taxonomy places the organism in Eukaryota, Fungi, Basidiomycota, Agaricomycetes, Agaricales, Agrocybaceae. Bases 1 to 8232 code for a protein of 2743 amino acids. The record is from RefSeq and is a predicted model, not a curated record. Gene Ontology annotation, biological process: regulation of GTPase activity. The transcript is spliced from 34 exons.
AUGCCCCGACGUCCGUCGGCAUCUGUCGGACCCUCCUCGUCGUCCUCGUACACCAGCACGCCCAAUGCUAGUGCGGCGGUGCUCAUACACCGCACGACCGAGUCCCACCAUGUUAUACCCGCGGUUUCCGCACCGUCGAUGCACUCUACCAUGAAUCACGCGCCACAGCUCCUGAUGAUGGGCUCUGCAACGCCCCAGCAGAAGAUUGUGCAGGUCCUGGUGAAGAGGUUGAAGGAUAAGCUGCCAUGUAAUUCUGGUCUAUCGUUGGAUCGCGUCGAGCAAGACCAGCCAACGCAGCAGGCUAUUGAGACGUUGAUGGACCUUUCGAAGGAUUCUUUGGAUAUGAUCGCAUGGGCUCUCUGCGAGCUGCUCGACCGUCUGGCCAAGCAGACAGACAAGCACACCGAAACCAUGCACAUCAGUGUUCUGCAGUCGCAGCUUUUUAUCCUCAAAGUGCUGUCAAUGGCGAUGGCCUCGCGGUGGGUGCACCCGCCGUACACGCGGGACGAUCGCCCGCUCUCGUCGCCAGACUCGCCAGUGCCUCCAGGUGCAGGAUCGUCGCGCAGCAGCCGCAGGCAGGCGCCGUCUGAGUACUCAAACGGCCAGCCGGCGUCGUGGCAGGAACCUCCGCCCCUCGACGACGCGUGUGUCAAGUACAUCCUCAGUGUCAUGGUGCUCUUCAUGCGCCAGACUACCCCCGCGGACGCCCCGCUCGUCCACCAGAACCGUUCGUCGGAUAUCUCGUUCAGGGACUUUGAGGAUAUCAAUAUGUAUACCAUGAACCAUGUCGAGACUGAGAUCCAGAGUGCUAACAACACUGGUAAAGCUGCGCAAGCAGGGACAAUCCCGCUUCGCAGCCAGCCGUCUGCAACAUCCAUGAAGUCAUACACAGCGAGCACAGCACACUCGAUGGCCUAUAUCGCGGCGACGAGCACGGCGUACGAGUCGACGCACAUGUCGCUCGCGCGCAACGCGGUGUCGCUGAACAGCCAGAUCGCGAAGUAUGUCGGCCGGGUGAUCUUCCAUAUCUCGGCGUCGAAUUGGAACGUGGUCUUUGACCGCCUGUCGUCGAAGAUCGUCAAUUUGGCGGGGCAUCCCGAGCAGCCGCCGGACAUUAUCGACCUGCAGCUGUUGUCGCAUUGUGUGAUGGAUAGACAGCGUCUAGUUCUCGUUCUUACACAGCUUUCCUCCUUGUUGGUGGGCUUGAAGGACAUAACAAAGCACGCUGUGACGAUCCAUCUUCGUUCAGCGAUCUGGAACUGGAUAGAUUUAUUUCCGGCAGAGUUCAACGAUACGAUCCGCACGAGAGGGCGCACCGAAGGAACUCCCGAGCGAGUGUUUGAUGUUCUGUAUUCGAAUACUCCCCUUGGCCAGGAGGAGAAGAUCAAUUGGCCGACGUUGACCAUUUUGCAUUGCAUCAUGUCUGAUAGGAUAACUCCUGAUUAUCAGUUUGGAACGUCGAAUCAUAAGAGCAAAAAGGAACUCAAGUUCCUCGACUUGGUCGUAAAGAGCGUCUCCAAUAAUUCCAAGACCUCAGAGAUCUCAUUGACCUGUUUGGUGGAUAUGUGUCGUGCGGCGGCAUAUAUCGAUCCAGAGGGAGAUGUACCAUUGCGUCUGAUCGCUCCAGAUGUCGCCCAUGAAAUUAAGGUUGCCUUGUACAACUGUGGUUCCACACGAAGACCAUUCUGGGAAUCAUAUGAAGACAUUGAUGUCGCGCUGUAUGCGGAUGCCCUUGUUGCUCUGUUCAGGUUCUUGCCUCCGGAGGAUUCGACGCCACUUUUCCAGGCGUGUGUGGAGCCAGAGAGAUCUGAGCCAGUAAAGACAUGCGCUGUUCGUGCGUGUCUGACGUUGGUUCAAGACAGGCCGCGCUUCCCCUGGCAGAGAUCACUGGAUGAACUUGAGGAUGCUAUUGCGGCGAGAUGCAGAGAUAUCUUGAAGUAUUCCGGCACACGACGACAGGAGGUGGAACAUAAUGGGGUUAUGAAGCGGAUUUCUACACGCCCAAGAGCAAAGAGACUUUUCCCUGAACCUCUUUCCGACAGGGAGAUUCUCAUUCUGGCAAUUUUGUCAUUAUGGCGAGCUACACCUCUGUUCUUCGUCAAAGGAAUAACAGACGCCUCAGAUAUGGACGCUUGGACGAAUAUGGCUGUAAAGUUGUGGGAAGCGCCUAUCGACAUUUCUGUAAAAGUGUCUGUUGCAAGCUGUAUGCGGCGGAUAUCUCAGCAGACGUUCUUGUCUUCUUCUGAGGACCCUAACCAUGCCUUGAUGAUGGAAAUUGUCAAGACUUCUUUACCUAUCACACUGCUAAGCGUUUCUGCCAACUUGCUAGCGACUAGGUCCGACCUGGAUGCUCAAAGGUUAUGGAUAUCUGUGGCGCAUCAGAUCAUCGAGGCUUUCGUCAAAAAGACUGAUUUCCCGCACAUGCGAGACGUUCAAAAUGACCCCAAGCGUAUACCUGCAUUUGCCCUUGCAGAGAUGGCUUUCUUGGUCUCAUUGACCUCUGCUGAUAAUGACAUCUCGCAGCUUGCUGCGAAAGGUCUUCGUUUACUCUCGCACGCUGAGCGGCAACCUGGAGCCCCUGUGAACACCUCUAUGACCGAGGAAGAUCGGUCAAAGAGAAAUCUUAUUUAUGAGCAGUUGGGUGAUCCCAGAAUCACAGUUGUUGCUGGUCGUGUGGGCCAUCAGAAGCGCAUUCGGAAGCUCGUUCGUAUGCUAACAUUUUCGGCCGGAAUACAUGUCGUGUUGUGGGAAGAAUGUUAUUGGCGCUGGCGGGCGUUGACUGAGUCAAUUAACAAUGCCAUGUACGAGGCAGCCGCCGCGUUGGACGCGGAUUCUACGAAAAAAGGCCCCAUGACUCCGCUGACCUCUAUGACAUUUUCGCAAACUGAAAUACGCUCUCAAUGGCACAAUCUGACACUAUUCUUAGCAGCUUUAGGGGGCGAAUGUCUGCUAGAAGGACAAGACCUUACAUCGCUGUCUAAAGUGAUAUCCAACAAGUAUCUUCCUGAUAAGAUGCGUGUUGUUCAAAAUCCGAUAUCUCUUGUCGAGGCUUUCAUUGGCGACUUGAUCAAUUUGUUGGUGUCUGAAGAUACUCAGAUUCAAAAGUAUGUCCUAGAGGCACUGGGAUCCGAGUUAUGUCCUCGUCUAUAUAGCAGGAUGAUCCGGAACAUUGAGGAGACGCUCCGAACUCUUGCUGAAAAGACGGAGUCAUCUGACCGCGAAAACAAUAACCUUGUUCAACUGCUUGAUCAGGUCAUGGCAAUUCUUAAACUAGUGUCAGAAAACCAGGAUGUGACUCUUGAAGAUGUCAUGAACGUUGAAAUCCAUCCCACAAUGCAACUUCUUCUCAAUUUCACUUGCCGAACUGUAGGACCCUCUACACACCGCUUAAGACUCAAGUUCUGCGGAUUAUGCGAAAGCUUGUGUAGUAGGACUGAUAAUUUGACAAUCCGCAAAGAUAGCUCCCUACGCCACGACAUUCUCGAUCAGGUUCUUGGAGUAUGGAUGGUUUCUGCCAAGGUGAUGGUGGACCAUCCUAAUCCAGCCUCUGCCAAUGAACUCAAUAUGGCUUGUCUUCGCGCCGCAGUGAAGCUGUUGGAUCGGUUACAAUUGAAAACAACGGACACUUCUAAUACCGCGGAUGAUACGGUGCAUGUGGUCUCGCGCCUCUUCAAUAAAUAUUCCACCGCUCUUCUUGAUAGCCUUGAAAAUUGUCAAUCAGAGAGCAUGACCUCUGAUGCAGUGUCUGAGAUUGGUUCCAUUCAACAGAAAAUGCGCACGUCACAGAAAGAGGCUGAGCUGCGAGAACUUGUGAUCACUGGACUCACUCAUUUAGUUAGCUCAAAUAGCGAAAGUGGCUUCAAACAGUGCCUUCCAUUGGCUUACGAUCAAGACAAUCGCAAACGUUCUAUUUUCGCACAUGUUUUCGCCAGAGUAAUAGGACAAGGCACUGUGUUCGAUCCUGAAGAUAAAACAGUGACUAAAGUUCGUCAUAUGUCCUUGUGCGAACUCGUCAGAAGUCCUGACAUGACUCUUGCGAUCACAAUAUGCGAUAUAUGCCCGCCUGCCGAAGCUGAGAUGAUUAUUUCAGUACUCUUAAAUGUUUUUGAUUCUCGACCUGCCUUGAUGAAUCUCAUCAAACUCAUGAUAGAACGCGAAGUGAUGAACACAGACAAUGAAGCAAAUUUAUUCCGAAGCAAUUCUACAUGCACGAGAUUCUUAUCUGCCUUCGCUAAACUUCAUGGAUAUCAAUAUCUCAGAAGCCUUGUUCAACCACUGCUUGAUACAAUGGUUCAGAUGCCUCCUGGGUCUGGAUACGAAAUUGAUCCAACCAAAGCCGUGGGCCAAGACGUCGUCCAAAACCAGCGAAAUGUUGAAUAUGUAGCGUUCACAUUCAUUCAAUUGAUGUCCUCUUCUUUGCCUGCUUUACCUGGAAUGUUCCGGGAAAUCUGUGCACACAUCGGCAAAACUGUAGCUGAAAUCUGGCCAGAGGCAAAAUAUGCAGCGAUGGGCGCUUUCAUAUUUUUGAGAUUCAUAUCUCCGGCCGUCGUGACACCGGAAACAAUCGACAUAGAAGUACCCAAAGGAGAAAACUCUAUAAUCUUGCGUCGAGGUCUCAUGGUGAUUGCCAAGAUAAUCCAGAAUCUGGCAAACAACAUCUUUUUUGGAAAAGAGCCCCAUAUGACCACUUUGAACAAAUUUCUGGAGGGAAACAUUUCUAAUGUGACGCGCUUCCUUUCAGAAUUGAACAAAUAUUCUGCUUCGGGUGAUGAAACUAACGAUCACUGGCUAGGAACAACUUCAGAUGAUACUGACGUUGUGGUGCUCCAUCGCUUUUUCCAUAAGCAUGCUGACAAAAUUGGCAAGGAGCUCCUUAGCCUUUCCAAACCGUCGCCGGAUGGCGAUACUUCAGCUCUUAAUGGAAAGCGAGCGUGGGAUGGCCUGUGCGCACUCUUGGUUGAUUUGGGACCACCGAUGGACGUUCCUCGAUUGGCUACUUCGGAUUCCACGCAACACAGAGAAUUCCUUGAUCUCAUGAGCAAAAUGGCCAACAGGGACACAAGAUCGGUAGAGGACUUGUUUUUGGAGACUGAUGUCCUUGAAAGUACCGCCGUUUUCAUUCUUCGGCUAUCUAAAAUCAAUGUAGAAAAUCUCGACAUCGAGUUGUUCAUGUACUACAUCCUCAAAACAUUGUCGUCGAAUUUGUACAAAGCCCGUCAGUUUGACAUUAUCUUGGAUUGUACAGGUUUCAGUUCUAUCUCGGAGGUUCCUCUUCAAUGGUUAAAAUACUGUGCGGAAUUGAUUCCCUCCGACAUUCGUUCUCGCUUUGCUGUCACCCGUAUUUUGAGUCCCAAUGCUUUGACUCAAAAGUAUCUACGUCGCUUAUAUAACAUCUCUGCUGGCACUCCUCUCUGCAGCGAAAUCAAGGCAUAUACAUCCGUGUUACAGCUUAUGGAAGAUGUUCGGACUGUCGCCAUUGCUCCAUUGGCGUAUCCAGUAUCACUAGAGCAAGAGGUUGCAGAGACAUUUACAGAUGUUACUAUGCGGACAACAUCAAGAGUGCCUGUGGUUAUGCGUGUUGGCACAACUCAUAUCCGAGUAACUUCAGUUAAAUCAUUAUCCAUUUCUCCUGGGUUGUCGUGCAAAUCCACCGAGCUGAUAGCUCUUGCAGAUGUUAGCGAUAUAUACAAUGUUUCAACCGGCCAGGAUACGAACGAAUUCAUCAUACGUCGUAGGCAGGGAGUCACAAUCUACUUUUCUUCUCCUAACAGGGAGCAGAUUGUCAAGUGCAUUAGAGCCUGGAAAGGAAAAAUGAAGGAAGCACCAGCUCCAUUGGCAGAGCGGUUCUCUAGAUUUUCCAAUGUUCCUGCCACUUUGCUUCACAUUGGCUUCCAAAGUGUCGAUCUGAAUGAUGAAGACCUGCGUGGUGCAGCAUAUGAUCUCCUUGGAGCUGUUUGCAAAUAUUUGAAGUACGAUAAGAGCCCUAUAAUCGCUUCCAAAGCGGGUUUCAUUGUCGGUGAUCCCAUUGCAUUUGUCACAAACUUGAGCCAAAAGCUCGCAGAGUUUGCACCUCAACUUACGCUCGACUUUAUCCACGAAGUUUCUGCAGCAAUGACUGGUAUGGAAAAGACGUCGGCGUCGCACCGCAUCAACUGUUUGCAGUACAUGAGCCCUUGGAUACACAAUUUGGCACAUUUCGCCAAUGCGAUCCAUCCACUGUACGAACGUUCUGGAGCGAGACUUCGCGAUUGCAUUCGAACCUUGGCCGAUAUAUCUCUCGCAUUCCCAGAGAUAACUUCAACUGUUCAAAAAUACAUAUGGAGCGAAGUAUCCAAACUGGAGGGUAAUAUCCUGGAUAUCAUACUGGACGAAUUGGUGCGCACGGCUACUGAUGCCGGUAUCGGUACGCAGCGGUGUGAGACUAUUUCUUACAUUGUGGCAUCCCUAUCUUCAAUCAACAUCCGGGGCAGAGUUUACUCAAAAUUGCGAAAGGCUUUGAGUAAAGUACCCCCAAAAUUCACCACUAGUUUUUUGGAACAUUCAAACUGGAGUGAAAUCUCAACAUUGAUUCGAUUAUCAUUAGUCGUUGGAUCUCAAUCAACGGACGCCGGAGUCAACUAUCUUUUCGUUCCCGAAAUUAUUCACCUUGUAUCUCUGGUUGCUGGGGAAGGACCUGCUAUUGUCCGCAAAUCGACCUUCGGAAUUGUCGUAAACCUCUUGCAGUCUCUAUACAUCGCACGUCAUGAAAAUGGCCCCGAGGAGCAAGCAUUAAUGCAAUUGAUUAAUGAUUGCAACCUUCCGUCUACCCUCAAGCUAUUUGGACUUCGACGCGAAACUGCUGCCGGAGAAUAUGUCAACUAUGAAAUGAACAAUGAUAAGGACAUAUUGGAUAAUCAGGAGCAUCUGGUUCAAUUCUUGCUCAGAUUACUGAGUGUAUCGGCAGGCACACAAGGAUUGUUGAAUGUUUGGAAGGCGCGAUGGAUGAGUCUGGUAACUGCAACAGCAUUCCAACAAUCGCCCGCAGUUCAGGCCCGGUCGUUCAUCGCUUUAGCUGCAUUGGCUACUACAGAUGUGGACGAUGACUUCUUGUAUCAAAUUCUAGUGGCCUUCAAGAGCGCAUUGACCAAGGCGAAUGAGAGCAAUACCAUGGCUAUUGUCAGCAUGCUUCGAUGCAUGUGCAAGAUUGUUCCGGCUAUCGUUGAGACGUCCCGGUAUCUGUGUGUCCUCUUUUGGCUCUCGGUCGCCCUCCUGGAAGCCAGUCAUGUUGGAUUUUAUAUCGACGCCACCUGCCUUCUUCGCGUUACGUUGGAGAAUAUGGAGAAACAAGAAAUGUUCAAGUCGAAUUCCGUACACAGUGUUCUCAUGGAAAGUCGCGAACUCUUGGACGAAGUAAUGUCACAGCUUGACGAAAUAUUGCGGAUAUCAUUCGAUACUAGUUUCUCUUUUUCACUGGCUGCUGUCAUCUUUAAAGGUAUCAGGCAUAAUCAGCACCAAAGAGAAGCAGCGGAACUGGUAUUAAGGACACUUUGUCGGGUGACUUCAAGGGUACAGAUGGAUCUCGAAGGUUUACCCAAUGGAUUCAAGGUAGCACCAAGUCCACAUGUGCUGGGCUAUGUUAUUGCCCUUUUACCAGUUUCGACGACUAUCAGUACAUUCCGGAACCUUUUGGUCGAUUGCAACGUUGAAGAUACUUGGAGUUCUGAAAGUCACAUUGGAGAUGCUGAAGAAACAGCAAUUCCAUCCUUGGAUCAUAUCAAUCUUGGCAUUCGGGAUUCCAAUACAGCGCUGCUUGUGGCUUCUUUUGUGGGUACACUUCUCAUUUCCGCCCAAGGCGAUGAUGCAGAAUGUGAAUUGCUGUAUGAACUGCUCUCAAAUAUUGCCAACGUUUAUCCAGACGUUGCUGCUAUUAUCUAUGAUACCAUACAAGACCGUAUAAAAUGGUCAUUUGGGAAUUCGUCCAAUGCAUCUAUCAUUCGCUCUGUUUCCAACAUUUUCCGAAUUGCGUCACAAGAUCCUGUUCGUUCGAGCAAUAGCACGAGUCACGGAUCGACUUCGACUCUCAGCGUUUUGGAAGAAAGCUUAAUUGGACCAGGGCGUUCUCAUCUGAAUGCUCUUGAAGACCUUAGUAUGCAAGGGCUUGCGAACAACUUCCAAUUUCUUCCACUCAACAAAGGCCACGGCACCAAAAUGAUUAACUGGAUACCUGGAUUGAUUACCCUCAUGAUAUCAUAA